Messenger RNA from Thlaspi arvense, 957 nucleotides. Lineage: Eukaryota; Viridiplantae; Streptophyta; Magnoliopsida; Brassicales; Brassicaceae. The record is from the annotation of a GenBank genome assembly.
AUGGAGAUUGAAUCCACCACCGCUAGACGCAGGCUCGCCACCGUCGCCGCUCACUUUCCGGCAACCAGUAACGAUCCUGUCUCCACCGCAUCUCUCGCCCCCUUGAACUGCAGCAGCAGUUUGAAUUCUGCCAUCAGAAGAUGUGACAACAAACUCUCUUUUGCCCGGCAAGCAUCUUCUGAACAGGGCUUUUUUAUGAAGCAGGCUUCCACCGACGAGGUACCCCAAAUCCCAUUUUUCUUCACUGCUGUCUUCAUUCAUUACAUAUAUAUAUCUCCUUUGUCACUUGUGAAGCCUCAGAAUGGCGGCAUCAGUUUGAAGAACUCCGUCGUUAGAAGAGGUGACAACAGGAUGUAUUUUGCUCGGCAGGCAUCUUCUGCACAGGGUUUUUUUAUGAGGCAAGCUUCAACUGAUGAGAGGAGCAUACCACAGGACACCAAUUCCUCUGCUGCCAAAACGAAUGGCUUCCUUUCUUCUUCACAACAACCGUUACUUUCCAAACCUGAGUACGCCCCACCACAGUUUUCCAAAGCCGCCGCAAAACAAGAGUUCGUCUUUUCUUCUGAUUCUUCACUAACUCAGCAAAAGGAAAACUGGGAAAAGCCAUACAAGCCUGACCUUCCUAAGUUAGCCAAUCUAGGGACUGUUUGGUCUCCGAGAUCGAAUGUUGCAGAAUUCGAACACAACUAUGUUGUGGCAGUAGAGCUACCAGGUGCCAGUAUCAAUGAUAUAAGAGUGGAGGUUGACAACAAAAACUUGACUGUGACAGGGCGGCGCACAUCUAUCUGUCAAAAAGUUAAUGCAUGCACCAAAGAUUCAAUCUUUGGAUACCACAAACAAGAAAUACUACAAGGACCAUUCAAAGUUUCUUGGCCACUCCCCAGCAACGUGAACAAGGAUAAUGUUUCCGCUGAAUUUAUGGAUGGGAUUCUGAGAGUAGUGAUUCCAAAGCUUUGA